Messenger RNA from Morus notabilis, 2552 nucleotides. Its product is annotated as probable galactinol--sucrose galactosyltransferase 1. The transcript is spliced from 13 exons. The coding region runs from base 127 to 2391 and encodes 754 amino acids. The record is from RefSeq and is a predicted model, not a curated record. NCBI's taxonomy places the organism in Eukaryota, Viridiplantae, Streptophyta, Magnoliopsida, Rosales, Moraceae.
CGUCAUAAUACACUCAAAACAAAAAUCCCACGUCCAAUUUUCCCUUCUCUGAUCUGGGUUUUCUCCAUUAUCUUUGAAUUCUAGCUCCAUUGUGUUGUUUUCCUUAAAAAGAAAGAGAGAAAAAUAAUGACGGUCGGGUCGGGGUUAACGGUGGCGGACGGGAAGCUGACGGUGAAGGGGAAGACGGUUCUGGUGGAUGUUAAAGACAACAUUUUCGUUACUCAGCUGGCCGAUGGCGGCGCUUUGGCGGACGGCGCCUUCCUCGGCGUCACCUCCGAUCAGAUGGGCAGUCGCAGGGUCUUCCCUCUUGGCAAGCUUUCGGGAUUGCGGUUCAUGUGCCUUUUUCGGUUCAAUUUGUGGUGGGUGACGCAGAGGAUGGGGAAUUGUGGGCGAGAUAUUCCGUUUGAGACUCAGUUUUUGAUCGUGGAAGUGAACGACGGGUCUCACAUCGAUGACGACCAAUCUGCGCUCUACACCGUCUUCUUACCGAUUCUUGAGGGCGACUUUAGGGCCGUCCUUCAAGGGAACGAACGUGACGAGCUCGAAAUCUGCUUAGAAAGCGGAGAUCCUGCCGUGGACGAAUUUAUCGGUAGUCAUUUGGUCUUCGUUGGAGUUGGAUCAGACCCUUUUGAUGUUGUUACAAAUGCGGUGAAGACUGUGGAGAAACAUUUACAAACAUUUUGCCAUCGCGAGAAAAAGAAGAUGCCGGACAUGUUGAACUGGUUUGGUUGGUGCACAUGGGACGCGUUCUACACCGAAGUUACUUCGGAGGGCGUGAAGCAAGGGUUGGAGAGCCUAGACAAAGGGGGAACGCCUCCGAAAUUUGUCAUAAUCGACGACGGGUGGCAAUCAGUCGAGAUGGAUUCCAAUGGUACUGCAUACAAUGCCGAUAACACUGCAAACUUUGCAAACAGGUUAACAAAUAUUAAAGAAAACCACAAGUUUCAGAAAGAAGGCAAGAAGGGUCACAGAGUAGAGGAUCCAGCUUUGGGUCUUCGCCAUAUUGUUUCCGAUAUUAGAGAGAAACACGCGUUAAAGUACAUUUACGUUUGGCACGCAAUAACAGGGUAUUGGGGCGGUGUGAGACCCGGUGUUACUGAAAUGGAACACUAUGAAUCCAAAAUGGCCUAUCCCAUUUCGUCCCCCGGGGUUCAGUCCAUUAACAAGCCUUGUGUCGCCUUGGCAACCAUCGCCAAAAAUGGUCUUGGCCUUGUGAACCCGGAGAAAGUUUUCAACUUCUACAAUGAGCUUCAUUCCUACCUCUCAUCAGCCGGCAUAAAUGGUGUCAAAGUUGAUGUUCAGAACAUUCUCGAAACACUCGGGGCAGGCCACGGUGGGAGAGUAAAACUCACGACGAAGUACCAUCGGGCACUGGAGGCAUCUAUUGCGAGAAACUUCCCUGAUAAUGGAAUUAUCUCUUGUAUGAGUCACAAUACAGAUGGUUUAUAUAGUGCCAAGAGAUCGGCUGUUAUGAGGGCGUCGGACGAUUUCUGGCCUGAAGAUCAAGCAUCACACACCAUUCACAUCGCAUCAGUCGCCUACAACACUGUUUUUCUCGGGGAGUUCGUGCAGCCUGAUUGGGACAUGUUCCAUAGCCUGCAUCCAAUGGCUGAAUACCACGGCGCAGCUCGCGCAGUAGGAGGAUGUGCAAUUUAUGUCAGUGACAAGCCUGGUCAACAUGACUUUAAUAUUUUAAAGAAGCUUGUUCUUCCUGAUGGUUCCAUCUUGAGGGCUAGACUUCCCGGAAGGCCGACAAGAGAUUGCUUGUUUUCUGACCCUGCCAGAGAUGGAAAAAGUCUUCUAAAGAUAUGGAACUUGAAUGACUUCUCCGGAGUUGUCGGGGCCUUCAACUGCCAGGGCGCAGGAUGGUGCAAGGUCGGAAAGAAGUACCUUAUUCACGAUGAACACCCGGACACGAUCACCGGAGUUAUUAGGGCCAAGGAUGUUGCUUAUCUGCACAAGGUCACAGAUGACAAAUGGACCGGUGAUGCUGUCAUAUUUUCCCAUCGUGGUGGAGAAGUUACCUAUCUUCCUAAGGAUACCUCUUUGCCGGUAACUCUAAAAUCCCGAGAAUACGAAGUGUUCACGGUGGUCCCUGCAAAGGAAUUUUCCAAUGGUGCAAGAUUCGCCCCAAUUGGUCUGAUUAAAAUGUUCAAUUCUGGAGGAGCCAUCAAAGCAUUGGAUUGCGAGUCCGGGAGAAGUGCAACAGUUAACAUGAGAGUUCGCGGUUGCGGUCUAUUCGGAGCUUAUUCAUCCACUCAACCGAAGAGUGUUAUGGUCGAUUCAGAGGAGGUAAAGUUCAACUACGAAGCGAAAUCGGGUUUGGUAACUGUUGUUUUGAGAGUCCCUGAGCAAGAAUUGUACCUUUGGGACAUAACCAUUGAGAUGUAGACUGCGGAAUGUGUGUUGUGGUUUUAGAUAUAUGAGAGAGAGAUUGGUAGGUACUUGUGUACGUCCCCAUAAGAAAAUAAUUGUAACUUUCAUGUGCAUUGUCCAAAAUCUUUAAUGGUCUCUACCAUUAAUAAAAAUAAGAAAUAAAAUGUUGGUAUUAU